AUGGCCCUGCAAAUGAUUGAAAGCGGUCAUGAAUUCUAUGAUAUCAUCGGCCAAACCGAGCCCAAUCUUGUCCAUUUCUUCAAAGGAAGUGAUGGCCCUGGCAAAGAACUCCAAUUUUUAAUAGAAGGUGUCAUUGGACAAUCUUUUAUGGUUGAUGUUGAAAGUGAUCUGCCACAGACUGUCCUGUACUUUAAUGGUGAAGAAAAGGGUGCUGUCAGUGGAGGCGAUAUAAGCGAAGUUGUUGAGCUGUUUGAGAAGGGGAAAUCAGGGUUCUGA
This is a messenger RNA of Penicillium brevicompactum, 276 nucleotides long. RefSeq lists its product as uncharacterized. NCBI's taxonomy places the organism in Eukaryota, Fungi, Ascomycota, Eurotiomycetes, Eurotiales, Aspergillaceae. Bases 1 to 276 code for a protein of 91 amino acids. The transcript is spliced from 3 exons. The record is from RefSeq and is a predicted model, not a curated record.